This is a messenger RNA of Phytophthora nicotianae INRA-310, 174 nucleotides long. RefSeq lists its product as hypothetical. The transcript has a single exon. The coding region runs from base 1 to 174 and encodes 57 amino acids. Lineage: Eukaryota; Oomycota; Peronosporomycetes; Peronosporales; Peronosporaceae. The record is from RefSeq and is a predicted model, not a curated record.
AUGGGGUACGCUCGAGCGCCAAGCACGGAAGCGACGACGUGCUCAACGAUUAUCAUGACGACUAUCAUCCCGCCGCAGCAUGCGGGGCUUGGUGGCCUCCGCAUAACACCAACACUAAAGCGCAACGGACUGGCGACCGCCACGUUCAAGAUGAAAAGCACGUGUGCGCUGUAA